This is a messenger RNA of Myotis daubentonii (Daubenton's bat), 6405 nucleotides long. It is a transcript of the gene NAA25, whose product is annotated as N-alpha-acetyltransferase 25, NatB auxiliary subunit. Gene Ontology annotation, cellular component: NatB complex; cytoplasm. The record is from RefSeq and is a predicted model, not a curated record. Gene Ontology annotation, molecular function: protein binding. NCBI's taxonomy places the organism in Eukaryota, Metazoa, Chordata, Mammalia, Chiroptera, Vespertilionidae. Gene Ontology annotation, biological process: N-terminal peptidyl-methionine acetylation.
UGGCUGAGCCCCGAGAAAGGCGUGAAGGGAUCUGGAACUCAUUCUCCCGGAGGAUUUCCUGGUCCCCCAACAAUGAAUCAAAGACAAGUCCAACUGGUCCUUCAGCACCGAGGAUAAAUAGGAUAAGCAGGAGCGGCUGAGCCCUGACUUUCACCGAGUUUCUCCCUUCCCGUCCUCUCGCCCCAGGAGGCGACUCGGAAGGGAUUUCAACAGCAACAGCCGCCUUUAGCGAGGCUGACUCCACCGUCAAAAAGGAGAGGAAGUUUCUCUCGAACGGGCAAUUCUCCGAACAGGGGUGCGAGGUAGCACCGCUUUCCGCGCAGGUGCGUUCGGUCGCCACCCAUCGCGAUAGGCGAGCGAGAUCGGCACUGGCCCUUUAACAGCCCCUUCCUGGAGGCCUGCCCCGCGCGUGCGCACUGUGGUUCUGCGCUUGUCAUCAUGGCGACACGGGGCCAUGUGCAGGACCCUAACGACAGGCGCCUCCGGCCCAUUUACGAUUAUCUUGAUAAUGGUAAUAAUAAAAUGGCAAUUCAACAAGCAGAUAAAUUAUUGAAGAAACAUAAGGAUCUUCAUUGUGCUAAGGUGUUAAAGGCCAUUGGAUUACAGAGAACUGGGAAGCAAGAGGAAGCCUUUACCUUGGCACAGGAGGUGGCAGCCCUUGAACCCACAGACGAUAACUCGCUGCAGGCACUGACUAUUCUUUACCGGGAGAUGCAUCGUCCGGAGUUAGUUACAAAACUUUAUGAGGCAGCUGUGAAGAAAGUUCCUAGUAGUGAGGAAUAUCACUCUCACCUCUUCAUGGCCUAUGCCAGAGUGGGCGAAUACAAGAAAAUGCAACAGGCUGGCAUGACUCUAUAUAAGAUUGUCCCCAAAAACCCUUACUACUUUUGGUCUGUGAUGAGCUUAAUUAUGCAAUCUAUAUCAGCACAGGAUGAAAACCUCUCAAAAACAAUGUUUCUGCCCCUUGCUGAGAGAAUGGUAGAAAAAAUGGUGAAAGAGGACAAGAUAGAAGCAGAGGCUGAAGUUGAACUUUAUUAUAUGAUCCUGGAGCGUUUGGGAAAGUACCAGGAAGCCUUAGAUGUCAUCAGAGGAAAAUUAGGAGAGAAGUUGACUAGUGAGAUUCAGAGCCGGGAAAAUAAAUGCAUGGCUAUGUACAAGAAGCUGAGCAGGUGGCCAGAGUGCAACGCCCUUUCCCGGCGCCUCUUAUUGAAAAACUCAGAUGACUGGCAAUUCUAUCUGACUUAUUUCGAUUCUGUCUUUCGACUGAUUGAAGAGGCCUGGACUCCUCCUGCUGAAGGUGAACACUCUUUAGAAGGAGAAGUACAUUAUUCUGCAGAAGAAGCUGUGAAGUUUAUAGAAGAUCGGAUAACAGAAGAAUCUAAAAGUUCUCGUCAUCUUCGAGGACCACAUCUAGCUAAACUGGAGCUAAUUAGACGUUUACGACGUCAAGGUUUUAAUGAUGAGUACAAACUGGGUGACCCAGAAGAAUUAAUGUUUCAGUAUUUUAAAAAGUUUGGGGAUAAACCUUGCUGUUUUACAGACCUCAAGGUGUUUGUUGAUCUCUUGCCUGCUGCACAGUGUACAAAAUUUAUUAAUCAGUUACUUGGAGUUGUUCCUUUGUCGACACCAACAGAGGAUAAGCUGGCACUGCCUGCUGACAUCAGAGCUCUGCAGCAACAUUUGUGUGUGGUGCAGCUGACGAGGUUACUAGGCUUGUACCACACGAUGGAUAAAAAUCAGAAAUUGAGUGUGGUCCGAGAACUGAUGUUAAGAUACCAGCAUGGACUAGAAUUUGGGAAAUCCUGUUUGAAAACCGAAUUGCAGUUUUCAGACUAUUACUGUCUCCUUGCUGUCCAUGUGCUUAUUGAUAUAUGGAGAGAAACAGGUGACGAGACUGCUGUGUGGCAGGCCUUGACUUCGCUGGAAGAGGGAUUAAUCCAUAGCCCUUCCAAUGCUCAAUUCAAAUUGCUGCUCGUUCGAAUCUACUGUAUGCUGGGAGCAUUUGAACCUGUGUUGGAUCUGUACUCCAGCCUUGAUGCUAAGCAUAUCCAGCAUGAUACCAUUGGUUAUCUUUUGACCCGAUACGCUGAAUCCCUAGGUCAGUAUGCUGCUGCAUCCCAAUCCUGUAACUUCGCACUCAGGUUUUUCCACUCCAACCAGAAAGAUACCUCAGAAUAUAUUAUUCAAGCUUACAAAUAUGGUGCAUUUGAGAAGAUCCCAGAGUUUAUCGCUUUUAGGAACAGGCUGAAUAAUUCUCUUCAUUUUGCACAAGUCCGUACUGAACGGAUGUUGUUAGACCUUCUACUUGAAGCAAAUAUAUCAAUCAGCUUAGCAGAAAGUAUAAAGUCGAUGAAUCUUCGGCCAGAAGAAGACGACAUUCCAUGGGAAGCCUUGCGAGACAACAGAGACUUAAAUGUUUUCUUCAGCUGGGAUCCAAAAGAUAGGGAUGUUUCUGAAGAGCAUAAGAAACUUUCCUUGGAGGAGGAGACCAUGUGGUUAAGAAUCCGUUCCUUAACAUUGAGGCUGAUCAGUGGACUCCCAAGUCUUAACCACCCUGUGGAACCAAAGAACUCGGAGAAGACCACUGAGAACGGUGUAGCCUCCAGGGUUGAUAUUCUUCGUUUGCUCCUUCAACAGCUGGAGUUGGCCCUGGAGACAGGAAAGCGAUUUAUUGAGAAGGAAAUUCAGUAUCCUUUCCUUGGUCCUGUGCCUACCAGAAUGGGUGGAUUCCUUAAUUCUGGCUGUUCUCAGUGUCAGACCAGUUCUUUUUAUCUUGUUUGUGAUAUUUAUGAGCUGGAUACCAAUGGUUUAGAGGAUACAGUAGAGAUCCAGGAGCGAGUAGAGAAUAUUCUUAAGUCUUUACUAGAACAGUUAAAAGAUGUCUUCAGUAAAUGUAAAGGUGAUCUAUUAGAAAUUAAAGAUGGUAACUUGAAAACACACCCUACUCUUUUAGAAAAUCUAGUCUUCUUUGUUGAGACUAUUUCUAUUAUUCUGUGGGUGUCCAGUUACUGUGAGAGUGUCCUGCGACCAUACAAAUUAAAUUUACAGAAAAAGAAAAAGAAGAAAAAAGAAACCAGCAUCAUCAUGCCACCUGUCUUUACCAGUUUUCAAGACUAUGUUACUGGGCUUCAGACUUUAAUUUCCAAUGUUGUGGAUCAUAUUAAAGGGCUCGAAACACAUCUAAUUGCACUUAAACUUGAAGAACUUAUUUUAGAAGACACUUCUCUCUCAUUGGAAGAGAGAAAGUUUUCAAAGACUGUGCAAGGGAAGGUGCAAAGCAGUUAUCUGCACUCACUUCUGGAAAUUGGGGAGCUGCUGAAAAAAAGACUUGAGACCACAAAGAAACUAAAAAUUUAAGGAAGUGUGAACCAUAGGCACUGAUGAUGCUAUGGCAGAAAAUGAUAUCAUCUUCCCAGGCAAAAAUCUUUAUGGUUGACCAUCAUUUGAAUCCAGAACUUCCUCAUAAAAUGCAUGAAGGACUUUGAUCGUGAAUUAAUUUUUUAGGUAUUAAAUGUAUACAACUGAUUAAAUUAUUGUACAUAUACCGGAAGCGGGACCCUCAUCUGGGUUUGACCACUUUUUUAUACAUGUUCAUAUGCAUAUGGCAGCCACAAGAGAACCCCACUUUUCUUCUGCCCUUCUCUCACCAGAAACAUCUGGUGGAGGAGGGUCCUAUAAAAGCAGUGAUAGAAAUUAAGCAUAAAGCGUUGAUGUCAGAGCAGCUGAAUGACCCUGCCAUUACAGCAGUGGACAUUUUGAUCUGGUCUUUGAGCCCUUAGGAAGCAGAAAGGAGAAGUAUAGGGGGACCAUAACUGGGAGCAGGCCCUCUUUCCACAUUAGCAGUUUGGUUUUGAGGCUUCUGCAGCUGCUUGGCCCCUACAGAACCCAAGGCAGGUACCCAAAGGGCCUCAGAUGAAAUUUGGCAUAAGCACCUGCCACUGGAGGGCACCACUCAGACAACUACAGGUGCUCAUUUCUGGCUGAAUAGUCCUGUUAGUCAAGGCAUCCCCAUCCUCGCUCGGGUGAGAGUUAGAUUGCAGGUAGGCUUCUAAGGCUUCUGUUACCUUGCAGCUGUUUGGAGGGGAAAGCAAUGCAGACCACUCAUAAGCCUGCUGAGGACUGGCUUGUCUUUUAUCUCUUUGGGAAAGAUGGGAAUCUCUUUUAAAGAAGAGAAGUGUACAUAAUUUAUGCAGGCAAGUGUAAUACCAAUGUCAUUGGUUUUGUGAGAUAUAUAUAUAUGUAUAUGUAUAUGCUUUUACAUAUAUAUGUAUAUUUUCAAGCAUAUAUGUGGUGUAUAUAUAUGUAUAUACAUAUAUACACCACAUAUAUGCUUGAAAAUAAAGAUAUAAGACUUUAGUGUUGUUUUUUUAAGUGGGGGGUUUGAGAAGGAAGGAAGGAAUGUAUAUUAUGGACUUAACUUAGGCUUUAAGUUUUAGGUUGGCAAAGGAAAUGUUUCUCAUUGGUUUGGAGGUUCAGUUUACUACAAACUUGAGAAUUACACCAGGAUGGCGUAUGCGUUGUUCACCUGGAGCUCCUGAAGACGACAGCUUCUGAACUAGGUCUGACAGAAAAGAUAAACAUUGCUCUUGAAAAUGUUAUACAGUUUAUAUAAUUCCUUUGGUAACUUUUUUUGUAUUUGAAUCUGUGCUUCUGUUUUUGGUUGUUGUUACCUAAAUACUGUUAAAGUUAGUAAUUUUGUAAGAGCAAAGAAAUGAAUUUGAUGAGAAAAUUCAAGCACCUGGUGGAGGAUUGGUCUUGAAGACCUUAAAUGUCCUUUUCAACUCACUUCUGUGAAAUGUGAUACUUUUUUCUUCCAAAAGCAACUUAGUGAGAGCUUGGAAAGUCUCUGUAUGCAACACAAUUGUAUUUUGUCUCCUCAUCUUGACUUUCUUAGACUUACAGUUUGAUAGGGCGAUUAAUAACUAUUUAAACCCAAAGGAAAUUUUUAAGAAAAUUACUGCAUUACUACAUUACUCGUUUAAAAUAAGACUUGUUGGAAAUCUUAGUCCAUCAAGUAAUUUGAAAAUACUGUUUUUGAUGUCAGUUGGUAGCCACAGCUGUCACACCUCAUCCCCAAAGGAAGAACUGAUCAACAAGAUGAAUUGAAAAUAUUGAUUCCAAAUGUAAUUUAAUGACAACAUAUCAUAAUUUCAUAAAACAUUAGCCUGUUUAGAUGGAAUUUUGUGUGUGUAUAGGGGGGUAUGUGUGUAUGGCAUGUGUUUUUGAAUUGAUGUUUCUUUGAAUAUCCAAAAAUACUGUACAUAAAAGUAGAAAUGCUCUUUGAAACGUCUUCAACUGACCUUGAUCAAUCUAGCAUGUGUGUGUUCAGUGGGCUGGCCUUGGUCCUCAGGGACAGUGUGUGACUCCAGUGUCUACCUAACUAGUCUCUUGCUUGGGACCUCUACUAAAAACUCAAACGGUGUGUUUUAGGGGCAAUGUUAAGUCGAGGUUAUAUUUCCUUUGUUACUUGAUUUUCCUACUAAACAUAGCAUUUCAAUUAGAGCCAACCUCUUGCGUUUUGAGAAAAUUGUAAAAAGAAUGAAAUUAUGCAGAAAUGGCCAAUAUCUUUUAUUAAUCUGUUCUUUUGGAAACUGUCAUGCACUAUAAAUUGUGUACAGUUAAAUAUAUAUAUAUAUAUAUAUUCUUACAUGAGUAAAAAGCAACCUCUCCAGCAAUCGUAUGUCAUUGGUAUUUGAAGAGAAUUCUUAAAUAACCCACUGCUGCUGCUGCUGCUGCUGCUGCUGUUUUUUGGUUUGUAUGGGUUUUUUGUUUUGUUUUUGUGUGGUAAAUUGCUAUUUAAAAAAGGAAAGGAGAAAAACACGACUACUGUUUACAGACUGAAAAAUUACUGCUUUUUAUACUACUGAGAAUCCUAAGUUAAAACUCUCCAAAGCAAACAUUUGGUUUAAAUCAUUUAUCUGAUGUGGAUUAAAGGUAGAUAAAUUUUUAGUGUUCUCGAAACAAUGAAAAAUGUACAAAUGCCUAGCUGUGUUGCCCAUCAAUUUUGUAUAUUUUCAUAAUUUUAAUUGUUCAAAUUGCAUUAUAUUUUGCAAUCACAAUGUUCAAUCUGGAUUUGUCUUUCAUUUUAACUUUUAAUAUAAAAAGGGGUUUCAAUGUAUCUAUGGCCUUGUUAUUGAAACUUCCUACUUAUUUGAUGUGAUUUAUUAAAAUGGGAAGUAUAUUCUUCCUUUUUCAGAAUUAAGCAUAGGAAAACUACUUUAAACUGGAUGGGUUAAUUUAUAUAAACAACUUUAAGUUGGCAUUUCUGCCUCGUUCAUUUUUGUUCAGAUUCCUAGAAGCUACCUUUUAUUAUUUUUGUCUACCUUUUAAAUGGUAUUAAUUCACCUCAAUUUUGUACUUAGUGUUACGUUCCUCAGCAAAAUUGUAAUAUUUGUGAAUUUAAAA